Messenger RNA from Phalaenopsis equestris, 642 nucleotides. RefSeq names its product probable pectate lyase 12. The annotation marks the transcript as partial. The record is from RefSeq and is a predicted model, not a curated record. The transcript has a single exon. Lineage: Eukaryota; Viridiplantae; Streptophyta; Magnoliopsida; Asparagales; Orchidaceae. Gene Ontology annotation, molecular function: pectate lyase activity.
AUGCUCCGCUCCCACUCCUUCUGCCUCCUCUUCGUCUCCAUUCUCCUCCUCCCCCUCGCCCACCCCCUCCCUGUCCUCAACUCCACCCACUCCGACCCCGAAUCAGUUGCCGUCGAAGUCCUCCGCCACAUCGAGCUCUCCCGCCGCCGCGCCCUCUCUAACCAGCAACAAUGCCUCACCGGAAACCCCAUCGAUGACUGCUGGCGCUGCUCCACAACCGACUGGCGCUCCGAUCGCCAGCGCCUCGCCGACUGCGGCAUUGGAUUUGGUCGCGAAGCUCUCGGCGGCAAGGGAGGUCGGAUCUACGUCGUCACCGACUCCUCAGAUGAGGACCCAGUAAACCCCACCCCCGGCACCCUCCGCCAUGCUGCAAUUCAAGACGAUCCACUUUGGAUUGUUUUCUCCGCCGACAUGAACAUCCGUCUAGCUGAGGAGCUUCUCGUCAACAGCUUCAAGACUCUCGACGGCCGCGGCGCCGACGUUCAUAUCUCCGGCGGCGCCUGCAUCACUCUCCAGUACGUCUCCAAUGUCAUCAUCCACAACCUCCACAUCCACGACUGUGUUCCAGCGGGCAACGCCAACGUUCGCUCCUCUCCCACCCACAGCGGCUUCCGCAGCCGAUCGGACGGCGACGGAAUCUCC